CUCCUCAAGAUGGUAGACUACCUGGCUAACACCGAGAUCAACAGUCAACGGAUUGCCGCGGUGGAAAACUGCUUUGGGACAUCCGGCCAGCCCUUAGCUGUGCCAGGAAGGGUCCUUUUGGGUGAAGGGAUUUUGACCAAGGAAUGCCGUAAGAAAGCCAAGCCCCGAAUUUUCUUCCUUUUCAAUGAUAUCCUGGUGUACGGCAGCAUCGUCAUCAACAAACGGAAGUACAGCUGCCAGCACAUCAUCCCGCUGGACGAAGUCACGCUGGAGAUUCUGCCGGACACCUUGCAAAUGAAGAACCGAUGGAUGAUCAAGACCUCCAAGAAAUCCUUUGUGGUUUCGGCGGCCUCGCUGACGGAGCGCAAAGAGUGGGUCAGUCACCUGGAAGAAUGCAUCCGCCAUCUUUUGUCCAAAACGGGACAGCAGCCCCCAACCGAAUAUGCAGCCCCUUGGAUUCCCGAUAAGGCAACCGAUAUCUGCAUGCGUUGCACCCAUACCAAGUUCUCGGCACUCAUCCGAAGACACCACUGUCGAAAGUGUGGCUUUGUGGUGUGCGGAGACUGUUCCCGCCACCGUUUUCUCAUGCCUCGUCUGUCCUCCAAGCCGUUGAGGGUUUGCAAUUUUUGCUACAAGCAGCUGAUGGCCAAAAAGAAGGAAUCUGGAGACGAGGCAAAGCCAGUUCAUUCUUCUCUGCCUCCCUAUGAAGUUUCUAGUGGGGAUGACAGUGACCGGUCCGAUGAAGAGAAACUCGAACAGUGGCCUGCCGAGACAGAAUUUUACACCUCGGAUGUGAGCUGGUCAUCUUUCCACAGUUGAUUGCUCCAUGGACUUCUUCUCUUUAAAGGCUGUCGUCCUUUUGGAAAAUGACAGAGAAGACUGGGUCUUUAAGGGACUGGUGAGAGGACUAACUUUGUAUUCCACUCCAUCAGUUUUUUGUUUUAUGAAUAACGGAGAAAAACUAUCCUCAAGCCAAUACAUCAACUUUUAAUUGGGUCCUCUAAGACUGAGUCAUUCUUCUUGAAGCUCCAAAUCGGAUUAAAAUAUAUUGGUGUGUUUUCAGAAAAUGUUGGUUCUUUGUAUUUAAUUUUGAAGAUAGUCAGCACUCAUCAAAUGUUGAAUUUCCAUCCUGAGAAUUCAACAAAAUAUUCCCGAGUUGGGUUUAUUGAAGAAAUCCAGUUUUUAUAAAACCAAAACCUAAAACACAAGUUCUGGAAUUCCAGAAAUCAAAACGAUAAUUUCCAGAAGAUCACCCAGCCUUGAAAAUGGAGGGCACUUCUUAUGAAGCACUAAAUGGAAGUUAUUUGAUGAAAUUUACAAUAGUAUUACAUUUCAAAAACUAAGCUGUGUAUUUAAUUUUUUUAGAUCAACCUGAGAACAAGAAGAAUUAAAAACUGAGGUUGGUUUGACUGCUUUUAAGUUAAUUUAAAAAAAGUUUGGGGAACUGGGUAUAGAUAUUUGGGGUCCUUUUCUAGUUUAUGCUCAUACAAUCCAUGAUACUGUGGUUUGUUUAAUGCAUUUUUCGCUUGAAGUGUUUUUUAACUCAACCAGUAAACCAAAGCUUAAUGCAAUUUAGGAAUACAACUAGUGACUUGUUUGUGAGAAGCAGGGAAUUUUGAUAACUAGUGAUCCUUUAUCACACAAAGCAGAUGUGUCUUAGAACACUAAAAUAGAAGUCGGAUAAACAGAAAAGUGAUUUGUUGGCAGUAUUGAAUUAUAUUUAUGGGAAAGAGCCAAUUAUUUUUAAUAAGAUCAACAUAAAUUAUGUUUUUAACAUGUGCUACUUCCUGAUAAAAUAGUACCUCUC
This is a messenger RNA of Protobothrops mucrosquamatus (brown spotted pit viper), 1807 nucleotides long. RefSeq names its product pleckstrin homology and FYVE domain containing 1 (gene PLEKHF1). Gene Ontology annotation, molecular function: phosphatidylinositol binding; metal ion binding. NCBI's taxonomy places the organism in Eukaryota, Metazoa, Chordata, Lepidosauria, Squamata, Viperidae. The coding region runs from base 10 to 819 and encodes 269 amino acids. The transcript has a single exon. The record is from RefSeq and is a predicted model, not a curated record.